Lepus europaeus (European hare) is the source of this 6599-nucleotide messenger RNA. It is a transcript of the gene KIF5C, whose product is annotated as kinesin family member 5C. NCBI's taxonomy places the organism in Eukaryota, Metazoa, Chordata, Mammalia, Lagomorpha, Leporidae. The record is from RefSeq and is a predicted model, not a curated record. The transcript has 26 exons. Bases 39 to 2912 code for a protein of 957 amino acids. Gene Ontology annotation, biological process: microtubule-based movement. Gene Ontology annotation, molecular function: microtubule motor activity; microtubule binding; ATP binding.
CCCACCAUCCCCGCGCCCCCUCCCUGCAGCCGGCCGCGAUGGCGGAUCCAGCCGAAUGCAGCAUCAAAGUGAUGUGCCGGUUCCGGCCCCUCAACGAGGCGGAGAUCCUCCGCGGGGACAAAUUCAUCCCCAAAUUCAAAGGCGACGAGACCGUGGUGAUCGGGCAAGGGAAGCCAUAUGUCUUUGACAGGGUGCUGCCGCCCAACACAACCCAAGAGCAGGUUUACAAUGCGUGUGCGAAGCAGAUUGUCAAAGAUGUCCUUGAAGGUUAUAAUGGGACGAUUUUUGCAUAUGGGCAGACUUCAUCAGGAAAAACUCAUACCAUGGAGGGGAAGCUGCAUGACCCUCAGCUCAUGGGGAUCAUCCCCAGGAUUGCACACGACAUCUUUGACCAUAUCUACUCCAUGGAUGAGAACCUGGAGUUUCACAUCAAGGUUUCGUAUUUUGAGAUCUACUUGGACAAAAUAAGGGACUUACUUGAUGUGUCCAAGACCAACCUGGCUGUUCAUGAAGAUAAAAACAGAGUCCCAUAUGUAAAGGGGUGCACCGAGAGGUUUGUGUCCAGCCCUGAGGAGGUCAUGGACGUGAUAGACGAAGGCAAAGCAAACCGACAUGUGGCUGUAACAAACAUGAAUGAACACAGCUCUAGAAGUCACAGUAUCUUCCUGAUUAAUAUUAAACAAGAGAAUGUGGAGACUGAAAAAAAACUCAGUGGGAAGCUUUAUUUGGUUGAUUUGGCUGGGAGCGAAAAGGUCAGCAAAACUGGUGCCGAGGGAGCUGUUCUGGAUGAAGCUAAAAAUAUCAAUAAGUCUUUGUCUGCUCUUGGAAACGUGAUCUCUGCCUUGGCAGAAGGGACAAAAACACAUGUGCCAUACCGGGACAGCAAGAUGACUCGAAUUCUCCAGGACUCACUGGGUGGGAACUGUAGGACCACUAUUGUUAUUUGCUGUUCUCCUUCUGUCUUCAAUGAGGCGGAGACCAAGUCCACGUUGAUGUUUGGACAGAGAGCUAAGACCAUCAAGAACACAGUCUCCGUGAACCUGGAACUGACGGCGGAAGAAUGGAAGAAGAAGUAUGAGAAAGAGAAAGAGAAAAACAAGACUUUGAAGAACGUGAUCCAGCAUCUGGAGAUGGAGCUCAACAGGUGGAGGAAUGGGGAAGCUGUGCCUGAGGAUGAACAGAUCAGCGCUAAGGACCAGAAGAACCUGGAGCCGUGUGAUAACACCCCCAUCAUAGACAAUAUCACUCCUGUUGUUGCUGGCAUCUCUACAGAAGAGAAGGAGAAGUACGAUGAGGAGAUCUCUAGUCUCUACCGACAACUGGAUGAUAAGGAUGAUGAAAUCAACCAGCAGAGCCAGCUGGCUGAGAAGCUAAAGCAGCAGAUGUUGGAUCAGGACGAGCUUUUAGCUUCCACAAGAAGAGACUAUGAGAAGAUACAGGAGGAGCUGACGCGACUGCAGAUAGAAAACGAGGCGGCCAAAGACGAGGUGAAGGAGGUGCUGCAGGCCCUGGAGGAGCUGGCUGUCAAUUACGACCAGAAGUCCCAGGAAGUGGAGGACAAGACCAGGGCCAAUGAGCAGCUGACGGACGAGCUGGCCCAGAAAACGACUACAUUAACAACUACGCAGAGAGAGCUGAGCCAGCUCCAAGAGCUUAGCAACCACCAGAAAAAGAGGGCUACCGAAAUCCUGAAUCUGCUGCUGAAGGACCUGGGGGAAAUUGGUGGAAUCAUUGGCACCAACGAUGUGAAGACGUUGGCAGAUGUGAAUGGAGUCAUUGAGGAGGAGUUCACCAUGGCCCGCCUGUACAUCAGCAAGAUGAAGUCUGAGGUCAAGUCCCUGGUGAACCGCAGCAAACAGCUCGAGAGCGCCCAGAUGGACUCCAACAGGAAGAUGAAUGCCAGUGAACGGGAACUGGCAGCCUGCCAGCUGCUCAUCUCCCAGCAUGAAGCCAAGAUUAAAUCUCUGACAGACUACAUGCAGAACAUGGAACAGAAGAGGAGGCAGCUGGAAGAGUCCCAGGACUCGCUCAGCGAAGAGCUAGCCAAGCUCCGAGCCCAAGAAAAGAUGCACGAAGUCAGCUUCCAGGACAAGGAGAAGGAACACCUGACGCGGCUGCAGGACGCCGAGGAAAUGAAGAAGGCCCUGGAGCAGCAGAUGGAGAGCCACCGGGAAGCUCACCAGAAGCAGCUGUCCAGACUGCGAGAUGAAAUUGAAGAGAAGCAGAAAAUCAUUGAUGAGAUUCGGGACUUGAAUCAGAAGCUGCAACUGGAACAAGAGCAGCUCAGUUCUGAUUAUAACAAGCUGAAAAUAGAAGACCAAGAGAGAGAGAUGAAACUGGAAAAGCUUUUAUUGCUCAAUGAUAAAAGGGAACAAGCCAGAGAGGACCUGAAAGGGCUGGAGGAGACGGUGUCUCGAGAACUGCAGACUCUCCAUAACCUCCGCAAGCUCUUUGUCCAGGAUCUGACGACCCGAGUUAAAAAAAGUGUGGAGCUGGACAGCGAUGAUGGAGGGGGCAGUGCUGCCCAGAAGCAGAAAAUCUCCUUCCUGGAAAACAACCUGGAGCAGCUCACCAAGGUGCACAAGCAGCUGGUUCGAGACAACGCGGACCUGCGCUGUGAGCUGCCCAAGCUGGAGAAGCGGCUGCGCGCCACAGCGGAGCGCGUCAAGGCCCUGGAGAGCGCACUGAAGGAGGCCAAGGAGAACGCCAUGCGGGACCGCAAGCGCUACCAACAGGAGGUGGACCGCAUCAAGGAGGCGGUGCGCGCCAAGAACAUGGCCCGGAGAGCCCAUUCGGCCCAGAUAGCCAAACCCAUCCGCCCUGGACACUACCCAGCCUCGUCUCCGACGGCUGUCCAUGCCAUUCGAGGGGGAGGUGGCGGCUCUUCAGGCUCCGCUCACUACCAGAAAUAAACACAAGAUACGACUCCACGUAGCAUGUCAAGGACCACAUUAAUCACGGAUUCCUUUGUUUUGCCCCUCUCCUCCAUAAUUCCCGUUGUUCCCCACUUGCUUACCCCAGCCGUCUGCUGUAUACCGGUUUCAGGUAUUUCAAGCUGUGUAGGAUUUCUCUGUGUGCAGUAUGUGCUUGGCCUUUUCUCUUCCUGAGCAAUCGGGAGGAGAUGAUUACAGAAGAUCCACUUCCUGCUCAGAGCCAUUACCACUGACUCAGCUGCAGAGCAUCAGGGAGGCCUUUGGGCCAUCCCUGGGCCUCCUUUCCUGGCAGCGCAGGGUCUGACCGGGACACCCCAACCUGCCAUUCCCUGGAGGGGAUCAACCAAGUGCCGUGGAGGCGGGAGAUCAUGCUCUGCCUCAACUGUUUGUCUGGUUUCCUGUAAAAUAAACACAUGACUUUAUAUUUUUAGGGAACAAAAAAUGUGCUGCUAUAGGGUUCAAAAUUUUCAUUCUGAACACUUUUCCGAACAAAACAAAUUACCCCAAAGAAGCAUUUUGAAUAUCCUGGCCACAUCUUGGGAUCUGUAAAAUAUACCUUUUAGUAUGGCACCUGUUCAAAUGCAGAUCAAAUUUCUUCAAGGCAGAAAAACAAUCUGACAGUAGCAAUGUAGAAUUUGUUCACUCAGACACAUCUAUGUAAAUGCAAAAAGUCAUAAAAUUUUCCUCCAAGCUGCUUGCUACUGAACCUGCCGCAACUAGUCUCAGCCGGCCCGGGUUGAACAUCAUUCUUUCAGAAGUGCUGAAAAUGCUGCAAAGUCGGAUGGGUGGAAAUGGGGUUGCCUCCCUCCUCACUGCAUCUACCCUCAUCCUUCGGAAGCUUGCAGUCAGGGAUGGCCGCUUUUUCCAGGAAACCAUGUUAGUGUGUGUGAAGGUACUGCUAAGGAAACCCAGCAUCGGGCCAGCAGCUGAGAAACGAAGCUGGGGAGGAAAGUAAUUGACAGAAUUUUCUCCCUGGCUACAAAUAAGUUGUUCUUUUAAUGCACCACCGCAGACUGUUUUAUUUGAAUUCUCCCUUUGGCACCAAAUAGGUUUUAUCUUGUUAGGUACAAUUAGAAAAAGUCAGUAGAGAUGGAUUUUUUUACAUUUAGCUACUGCUCUAUUCAAAUACGUGAUCUGAAGCUGAUCCCACCUUACUCCUGGUUGUGCAUAGUAAAAAGAUUGGUUUCCAGCUGGUAAGGCUUUCCGCAAAACUCACCGGGAUUCAGAUAGGUUGGUCUGGUGUGCUGCUGCUUGUUCUGAUAAAUUUGAGGUUAAUGACAACCCAGCCAGAUUUGGUGAGAGCACCCAUCCUGCCAUUGUGCAUGUCUGAGAUGCGUGAGUUGGCACUGUCCCCUACAGCUGUCACCACUGGAAUGAAGUGUAUGCCAGGGAGACUGGGCUUUCCUGUGGCUGUGUGGGUCAAAGAAGUUCAAGUCUGAGUGUGUGUGUGUGUGUGUGUUACGGAUUGUGUACUGACUUCCAAACUUUUGUAAAAAAUUUCUCUAACUGAGCAAGGCUGCUCAGACUUAAUUUAUUUGUUAAAUGUUGUACUUUGUGUGUGUUUUAUGUUUUUUUUGGAGGGAGGGUGAGAAAGGAAUAAAUUCUGUUGGCUUUGUUUCAUAUUUGCCAAUUUUACAUUUGUGUAUUUUUUUUUUCAAUCGAUCUGGUUUUGUUGCCAGUGCCUGCCCAAUAUGGCUGCUUGCUCACUCUGCAGUCUGAUAGAAAAGCCUUUGGAGGGCAGGUUUCGCAAGCCUCCCCAGGCAACCAAACAUGCCACAAUUAUAACCUUGCUGUUAAUUUGUUUGCCUCUGAUUGGGGAAACUGAAAGCUUGGUCUUUGCGAGGGUGACUGAUUAAUCAUUGUCACACCACUGCUUGUCCACCAUGCAGCUGCGUUGCUCUUGCAUUUGGGAAUUGAACAAAAGUCAGUCCCCCCGCCCCCAGGCUUUGCUAAUAUCCAUCACAAAAUAGAUUAUUUUAGAAUCUUUCCAAAGUAAUUUUUCCCUGGGCACCCCUUUUCUACUUCUAAGAACCUUCUUGGCUCUUUCAUGUUUCAAAAAGAAACGUUCACUUUUAGUUCCCCAUUACUUGAUCUCUACAAGGGACUGACAAAGUGCACCUCACUUUAAUUCACAGAGAAAGUUGGCUUUGAUGUCUUGUAAAGAUAAUCCUGCUAGCUGCUGAUCGGCCAGUCAGUUCACCUAGCUCCCAUCUUUAUAGGACCUCUCAUCCGAUUUCCUCACUGUGGCUAAAGGUGGGCAGAUGCUUGUGACAUCGCGUGUGCAGAUGGAUCCCUGCACGUCACUUAGCAUAGUACGCCGGUUUCUCUGUCAGGACCCUGUUUUCUGUGGGCCACUUUUUUCAAAAAGCCACAUUUCUGCCAUUUUUGCUUUUUAAGAAUGUUGCUCCUUAUACCCCAAAUGUUAGCAAGUUCUGAACAGCCAAGGCUAUCAUUUUGGUUGUUUGCUGCCUUUUUGCCAGUGUGUAUGCGCGUGUGUCUUUUACUCCUGCGUGAAUAAUUUUGUGUAUCCUGCUUCUUGAAAGUUGACUCUUCAGUGCUAUAAGAGCCAGAUGAUUUACACAAAUCUCUACCUGCAGGAUGGCAGUGCUAAAUUAGAGGAAUGUUGUUUGAGAGAUCAAGAUUUAUGGUUGGGACAUAAAAUUUAUUAGUACCAAAUGUGUUUUGAUCAAUUACUAGAAAAUUCUGUAGAAAUGAGGCAUUUCUUCAAAUGCUGCACGGUUGGCUUUUGUUGAGUGGCAGGUGGUAGACAGAACAGUAAAGAGUAGGUUAAGAAUUUUGAAGAAAAUAGAAUGGCAUAACCAAGAAAAGUCAGAAUUCAUAGGGCAAUGUGAAGAAACAAAAGUAUUUGUUUAGAAUGUAGUGCCUAGUGAUCUGAAAGCCCUAAAGUUCCCAUACACAGGUGAGCUUCCUGUUCAAGGCAUCACUAGGACUCAGAAGGGGACUUAGCAGGCCUGCUCUCCUAUCAGAAUAACUGGAAGCAAAUACAAGCUCUGAACGAUCCCCUUUUGAAUUGCUUUUUUGACUAAGGCGGGAGACACCUGGACUCCAGCCAGAGGGCACACUGGGAAAGUUUUUCAUUGUCAGGGGCAAGUGGAAGAUGUCACUUCAUUGUCUCACCCAGAAUAUCAAAGCAAGCUAAAGGAGCAUUGUAGUCUAAAAUUGCUUCCUUCAACGCUAACAACUUAGACUUUUAAAAAAAAAUGUAUUGAACGAGAGCCAGAUAGCUGCUGAAGAAGCACUGCUCCAUGAAGCCUGCUUACUUAAAAAUUAUUGAUCAACUUUAAACACUUCUCAUUGUGUGCAGGUAUAAGGGGACGAGGGCGUUCUGUAGAAUUAUCCGUGUCUAGUCUGUCCAGUGUGUUGUGUAUACUGCUGGUGUAUGUUCUCUGGGCUUUGUGUAUCUGUACAGUAGCUUUCAUGAAAAUAUGUGGACAAACGUGGUGGUUUGAGGGGGGAACAGCAGUUUGUAUUGCGUAACGGUGCUGUACUAUGGGAUGUGUCACAGAAGAUCUGGAAGCAGCCCUCCCCUUGGCCCGUGGAAGAUUCUGGUUAUCUUCUAGGUUCUCAAAUGAAGAUGUAUGGACACUCUGGCAGACUGCAUGUUGUAUAAUUUUACAAAUACUAAAAGUGGAAAAUAAAAUUGAA